UUACUCCCUCCCUCACACAACAUCUUUACUUGGGCUCUCCUCAUUCUCAGUUUCUCUCCUUCUGAUCACUUUAGUCUCCUCUCCCUCACUCAGUCACUCACAUCAGUUCUCCCUGGACACCAUCUCUUCCAUCAGAGAUCGUUGGAUCUGCGUUUUGCCAAGUGGACGCACUCCCCCGCAGUCACCAUUUCCACCCCGGAGAGUUCCACGCUGGCAGCGCAGCCUCUUCCCAGGCUGAGCAUCGGGCGGAAGACCCUGGUGGCAGCUGCUGUUGGGGUCAUGCUGGUCCUGGUUCUGGUGGUCCUCAUCCCUGUGCUGGUCAGCUCCGUUGGCACAGGCAGCACGGAUGACAGUGCCAGCCACUACGAAAUGCUGGGCACCUGCCGCAUGGUGUGCGACCCUUUCCCCAGCGCCGGCACCGCGGGCUCAGGCGUGCACACCGGCACAGACACAGCAACUACCGGCUUUCUGGUGGACAACGGGGAAGACCUGAGUGAUCACAGCGUCGGGCCGCCACUACCUACGUACAGCGCUCACGGUGCACAAGGCAAAGUGGGACGUCCCGGAAAGCCCGGACCCCCAGGACCCCCUGGAGAGCCAGGUCCACCUGGGCCAAGGGGACCACCAGGUGACAAUGCGGACAUUGUUCGAACAGGAGUUCUUGGGGCGGUCAGCACAACCACCUACAACACCACUCCGCGGGUGGCAUUCUAUGCCGGACUACGAAACCCUCAAGAAGGUUACGAUAUACUACAUUUUGACGAUGUGGUGACUAACAUAGGUGGUAACUAUGAGGGCACAACGGGCAAGUUUACCUGUAAGAUUCCCGGCACCUACUUCUUCAUCUACAACGUGCUGAUGAGAGGAGGAGACGGCACCAGCAUGUGGGCGGACCUGAUCAAAAACGGUCAGGUUAGGGCCAGCGCCAUCGCCCAAGACCAGGACCAGAGCUACGACUACGCCAGCAACAGUGUCAUCCUUCAUUUAGAUGCAGGCGAUGAGGUUUUCAUAAAACUGGACGGUGGAAAAGCUCACGGCGGCAACAGCAACAAGUACAGCACCUUCUCGGGGUUCAUCCUGUAUGCCGACUGAAGCCCCGAGAGGAAACAGGGGCUCGCAGGUGACAGAUAUCUCCACCGAUAGAUUCUGAUUUUCACUUCUUGCACUUAUGUCGGCCACAGAUCCACAGUUAGAUUGCUCCUUGGAGAUGUUUGUUGCUGUGGAUCUGCAGGUUUCGGUUACUUCCGCCUCCUCGUCCAUUCAUUACACUGUAAACUGCGUGCCUAACAGACAUGCCUUUGAUCGACAUGGGCACCAGAACACUCAGUUCAGUCACGCUGGGGUGCAGCGAUAAACCUGACAGAGGACUCAGCAUCACUCCACAUCUUUAAAUCCCCACUUGUGAAACGUGAUCUUCAGGUUCCUGUUGACUUGUUUUAUGCUGUGUGUAUGUACGAUGUUGCACAUUCAUGAAAGAGAAACUUGAAUGAAAUUGUGAUGUCUGAGUGGCAAAAAAUGUGUGAUGAAAGGGUCUCUUUUCAGCCCAUCAUGUGUGAGUAUAAAAUUGUAUAUUUGAUAUUAAAUCUUUGUGUCUAAUACAGUUAAAGUAACGUCAACUUACUGUAUUUUCUCUGUACACCGAGGACCCUGUCGAUAGGUAUCUUAUCAUGUAUUUGAUUAUGCAUGCACACCUGUUAAAGUGUUCCAUGUCUUCACAAAUGAUAAAUGUUGAUGCAGAAAUUGGUUUAAAAAGAAAACUGUGGACCUGGGGAGAGUUACUGUUGUUGAUUUAACUCAUCGUUUUUAAUUAAAAAUUAGCUCCAAAAGCUGCACGUCAUUGGUUUCCUUGAUCGGCUGUUCUGAUCUUUCAUUAUCCUGUGAAACCAGAUUUCAGCCCUCCAAAUGUUACAACCAAGAGAAGCCCGCCAACGCCGCAAGAGGCAAUCAAUGUUAGGGAUAUCACAGCUGUGUUAAAUGCCAAAUGAAGCAGGGGAAGAUUGGGACGCACAAUCAAAGGAGGGAUGUGUUUUUUCCCCCUAACAGCCAUGGAUACGGUGGGGGACGGGUGUUAGACCAUAUCAUGACAAAGCUUAGAUCCACUCUGCAAAGUAAACCAGGGCAAAUUAUGCUCCGCUGUGACUGCGACACGAGUGUUAGCGACAAGAAAAACAGCUGGCGGGCACAAACUGUUAAAACUGUCCGGUUUUCUUAAAAGCUUCUUUGACAUUAUGAUAUUCUUUCGACGCGAUUCACCUCUGACACUGGCUCCCAAACUGUCUCUCACAUGUAGUUGGAAGCGCAAAGUCAAAAGUUCAAAAGUUUGGAGGAUAUCAAAAUGUGAGAUUCUUUAAAUCAGAUGAACAAAACAAGUGACAGGAGGAGACUAAACGGCCACAAUGAGCUGCUUUACAAUAUCCCGAUGUCACUUUAACUUCUUUAUGCAGUCGAAGCCACAAAACAUUCUGCUCUGAACUUAAGCUUGUAUUGAAAUUCCUCCAGACACAAUUAAGAGUGAGGUUCUGCGCAUAGGCAGAGGUCAUCCGAGCCAUGGGGCCAUUGAGUACUGGAGCAGGCGCUUUUCUCCUUGCAGCAUGCAUGAGCAGAUCGUCACAUUAGAGACUUCAUGUCACAAUGUCAAAGACAAACGCCGGCGGUGUGGUCGCAAAGAAACGACUCUCUCUGUUGAGACCGUAUGGACACGGCCCGAGAGGCUGCAGCAUCUGGACUUUGUAUGAUAUUGUCAGGGAGAAACAGAAACACAAAAGCUUGAAAACGUGCAAAAAUAAAACUUGGUUAACUAUUACUGUGCCAAAAAUACAAGGGAUCUUGAUUGUUCACACUCCCUAAACCUUUGACCUUAAACGUCAUUAGCACAAUUAUCUUCUCUUCUUUUAUAAUUAACCCCAACGUUAGAGAUAAUUUAGGUGAUUUUCAACGUUUGCACCCUUGACUGAAAAUAAGGUUGAUUCAGGUCCUCCCACCCACUCCCUGUCAGGAAAUUGAGAUGGCUUCAGUCUGACAUUUGCAUGGGGCAAGUUGUUGAGGCGUCAGGCUUAUCAGGCCACUGCAGAGCGAGCGUGCACGUACGUGGGGCCGUGUGUGCGAGCGCUUGGGUCAGGGUGUCUGCGUGUUCCUUCUGCGAGAAAGGAGAGUGUCUUCGCUGAAAUGUCUAAAGUGACGUUAAUGAGCCCCUUGCUGUUGUUAUCUUGAGCAUCCCCACUUAGCGCACUGGGGGAGAUCCAAAAUCACAGAUAGAUGCUCUGUCAGGCUAAAUUGCCCUUCAUGCUCUGGCACAGUCCCUCCCCAUCGGAGAGGCAGCCACCUGCCCCCUCCAAAAAAAAAAACAAAAAACAAAAAAAAGAAAAAA
Molecule: messenger RNA, 3367 nt
Organism: Oryzias melastigma (Indian medaka)
Lineage: Eukaryota; Metazoa; Chordata; Actinopteri; Beloniformes; Adrianichthyidae
Product: C1q-related factor
Exons: 2
Coding region: 280-1092 (270 amino acids)
Molecular function (GO): protein binding
Source: RefSeq, a predicted model, not a curated record